AUGCUCACGGGUAGGGACGUUUUUGUCCUGGAUCCUCACUCUGGAGAACCAAUCGGCCCAGGAGAAGCCAACACUGGUUUGGAACAAGGUUCAUCACUGAGCCCAUUGUUGUUUGAUAUUUAUACUGCUUCGGUUGCUGAGGAAGAUACAUUAAUAGUACAGUUUGCAGAUGAUUUUUGUGUAAUAUCGGCAGGAUGGGAUUUGCAGAGGAUAUGCGAGAGGGUCAACGGAACCUUGGAUAAUGUGUCUAGUUGGAUGAAUGAUAGAGGAUUACAACUAUCCCCCUCAAAAUCCAAAGUACUGGCAUUCCAUAAAGGCAAAACACUCCCACAACUGCCAAGGAUCCAAAUUUUUGACACCCAAGUCCCCUGGUGUAACAGUGUCAAGUAUCUGGGAUGCCAUUUGGACAAUAAACUUAAAUGGAGAAUGCACGUGGAGAACAUAUGUGGUAGAGCUAUGAGGGGAAUAAACUUGCUGAGGAGGUUGACAAGGGUUUGGUGGGGGUCCCACCCUACACUUCUGUUAAAUGUAUACAAGUCACUUGUUCGCCCCCAUCUGGAUUACGCCACAAUAUUUGUGGGAAGAUGCGCCCAAUCUUUGUAUAACCAACUUGACAGGGUCCAGUAUCAGUCUCUACGUAUAGCUUUGGGAUAUAUGCGUUCUACCCCAAUUAAUGUAAUGUUGGCGGAAAGUGGAGAGCCUCCCCUGAAAUAUAGGAGGAGAUGGCUGGCAUUUAAAUUUAUCAGCAGACUAUGUUAUGUUCAGAACCCGGGGAUGAUGAACUUAUUACAACAACUAAUCAGAUUUAAAGGAUUUUGGAACAAUAGGCCAAUCCCUGCAUUUGUCCAGGCCACCAAGGAGGUGCUGGAGAUUCUCCCAGAUAUAGACUCUUCCCCAAUUCUGCAUUGUUUUAAGUAUUCAAUACAGGUUCAUCACAACCCUAUACGGUAUGACACCAUGGGCCUAAGAAAAGAACAUGUAAACAAUGAACCCUUGUUCCAACAAAGAUUUCGUGAAAAGUUUGAGGGUUGUUUGGAAUUUUUUACGGAUGCAUCCAAGAAUGCUCAGGGAGGGGUAGGUAUUGGAGUUUUCUCGUCUACGGUCGGGUACUCGAUGUCGGAGGGUUUGCCAAAGUAUAUUUCUGUGUGCACGGCUGAGAUUGUUGCCAUAUACAGGGCUCUUCAGUACAUAUUUUCGCAGGAAAUAAAAUCAUCGGUGAUUCUUACAGACUCCAUGUCUUCUUUGCAAUCCAUAGCUUCGUGGUCUCUCAGUGCGGAUGUCAACCCUUUUGUGUUGAAGAUCAGAGCACUGAUACAUGAUAUACAAUGUAGGAAUUAUUCGACCAAAUUAAUAUGGAUACCUGGACACACCAAUAUUGUUGGAAACGAACGGGCAGACUCGCUUGCCAAAAUAGGUGCUAAUGGUCCACUUCAGACACAAAGGAUUAGGGCACACCCGCGUGAACACUGGCCAACAUACAAAAUGAAGAUAUGGAGAGAGUGGGAAAACGAGUGGCACGAUGUCAGCCGGCAAAAGGGUAGAAGAUAUGCCCAUUUGAGAACGAAAAAUAAAAUUACUCCAAAACCAUGGUUUGCAGAAUGUCUUCGUCUACCAAGGAAAGCCAUCACAACUAUAAAUAGAUUAAGAUCGGGUCAUUGUUGUUCCCCAGAGCAUUUAUAUCGAAUGAAGGUAUUGGAUAACAACAAUUGUGAGUGUGGAGAACAGGGAGAUUUGGAUCACAUCUUCUUCGGAUGUUCGAAUAAUACUGUUAAUUGUCAAACCUUGUACUCCACAUUAGUAAAAGAGUGCAAGGUCGCUCCACUAACGAUUUAUGAUUGCUUGUUAGAUUCAAACCUGAAAGAAACUACCAUUAACACAAUUGUAGCUUUUAUUUCAUCAUCUCAUAUUAGAUUGUAG
Molecule: messenger RNA, 1917 nt
Organism: Coccinella septempunctata (seven-spotted ladybird)
Lineage: Eukaryota; Metazoa; Arthropoda; Insecta; Coleoptera; Coccinellidae
Exons: 1
Coding region: 1-1917 (638 amino acids)
Molecular function (GO): nucleic acid binding; RNA-DNA hybrid ribonuclease activity
Source: RefSeq, a predicted model, not a curated record